UUCACACAUAAUUAUUUUACUCUUAUACUCCCAAAAACUCUCACACACAUCUCUAUCUCUCAAAAAAAAAAAAAGGAUAAUAAUAAAACUAUCACCCUUCUUUUUCUCUUAUUGUUGACGGCUCAAAAGGAAGCAAAAAAAAAUCAAGACACAAACUUAAUAUUAACACUAAUAAUAAUAAGGUUUUUAUAAGAUCAAGCAAGGGUUAAUUUAAGGUAGGACUAAGGGUUGUUUUGAACAAGGAUUAAGGGUUAUUUGGAGCAUCAUGGUCACAAAUUUUCUGCAUAUUUUCCAUCUUCAAAAGUGUUCUUCAAGGGUUUAGAGCAUUAGGUUCGUAGCUUGGACCGCCACUUGGAUUUGUGUUGCUUGUUAUUCGGUGGACUUGUAAUGCGGACAGUUUGUUUUUCAUUAUGGAUUAUGGUUAUGAAAGGAUAUGUCACAAAGAAGCGGGGCAUCAAGAUCUUCCGGACACGCAAGAGACAUUUAUGCGUUUGUAGACAUGGUCCGAGAAAGGCAAGAGAGGCAAGAAAGCGAGGAAACGGAGCCCACAAUGGACUCCCAACAGCCCUCACGACAAGAGGAGGAGUCCUAACCAAUGGAGGACCCGUCAAACGGUGAUGCUAGGAGCGUUGCCUCUAGCCAACGUGUUGCCUCUAGCCAACCCGUACGCCGCUCUCCCUCACCUCCACCAUCACCACCAGCUCCUAGGGCUCCUCCACCAAGACAAAAUGUGGCGAUGAAUGUAGGCGAUGGGCGAUUUCCAGCCCAUGACCCACACUUCCACCCGCGCCUCCCUCGCCAUCAUCCUUUUCACUUCGGCCCAAGACAUGGAGAAGACCUCCCACGUCCCAUUUUUGGGGUACCACCUCCACCUCCUAUGGGAAUGACACGGGAGGAAAGAGAUCGAGUGUGGGGCAUUGCCAAUGGCUUACGUGAUGCAAGGUUUCGGGUGAGAACACAAGAGGUGAUGAUGGAAAGGGCGUUGGGAAUAAUGCGCCAAACGGGAGAUGAAGCGGGGAUGGCUAUAGAUGGAAUAUGCCGAAUCAACGAAGUGAUCUUCAUGAUGGGAUGCAUUGUUUCAGCCCUUUGCUCCAUUGUUGUGGCUCUUGUGCUUAGGAAAUGACCCUAAGGAUGUUUUAUUCAUAAACUUAUUUGGUAGACCAAUGUUUGUACUUUGUUAUGAUUUAUUUGAACUUGUUUGUGGUUGUGUGACUAUGAUCACAUGUUUGUAGGCAUAUGGCAAUUUUGUAAACUGAUAUUGGAUUAUUGGAAUGGAAGCUUGAUGCCUUUUCACUAUUA
This is a messenger RNA of Erigeron canadensis, 1299 nucleotides long. RefSeq lists its product as uncharacterized. The record is from RefSeq and is a predicted model, not a curated record. NCBI's taxonomy places the organism in Eukaryota, Viridiplantae, Streptophyta, Magnoliopsida, Asterales, Asteraceae. The transcript is spliced from 3 exons. The coding region runs from base 596 to 1123 and encodes 175 amino acids.